This is a messenger RNA of Gymnodraco acuticeps, 672 nucleotides long. RefSeq names its product histone H4. Gene Ontology annotation, molecular function: structural constituent of chromatin; DNA binding; protein heterodimerization activity. The record is from RefSeq and is a predicted model, not a curated record. The coding region runs from base 24 to 335 and encodes 103 amino acids. Gene Ontology annotation, biological process: nucleosome assembly. Lineage: Eukaryota; Metazoa; Chordata; Actinopteri; Perciformes; Bathydraconidae. Gene Ontology annotation, cellular component: nucleosome. The transcript has a single exon.
GCCGACAAAAACAAUACCUGAAAAUGAGUGGAAGAGGAAAAGGAGGAAAGGGACUCGGCAAAGGAGGCGCCAAGCGUCACCGCAAAGUUCUCCGUGAUAACAUUCAGGGCAUCACCAAGCCCGCUAUCCGCCGUCUGGCUCGCCGUGGCGGAGUGAAGCGUAUCUCCGGUCUGAUCUACGAGGAGACCCGUGGGGUGCUGAAGGUGUUCCUGGAGAAUGUGAUCCGUGAUGCCGUCACCUACACCGAGCACGCCAAGAGGAAGACGGUGACCGCCAUGGAUGUGGUGUAUGCCCUGAAGAGGCAGGGCCGCACUCUGUACGGCUUCGGAGGUUAAACAUCUACACCCUGACAUACCUGGAACAACAACGGCUCUUUUAAGAGCCACCCACAUUACUCAAAAAGAGACAUUCCUUUUGAUGAACUUUAUAUCAAACCUAAACUCCAUCUCCAAAACUCUUGCUUUGAUACUGGAUAUUAAAAAUGUAGACUAUUUCACAAUGUUGUUUAUCCGACAUCCAAUGAUAUGUUCGUAGAGGAUAAAGUCUCCACAACUACAGCCACAACCACGACUGCUCCAAAAACUUCUGCUUCCAGCUGUGUCGGGUUUCUUAAACUUUUGAAAUAUGUUUUAAUGGUGAAAUACACCGGGAUAUUAAGGACUAACUCGCUUA